This is a messenger RNA of Merops nubicus (carmine bee-eater), 681 nucleotides long. RefSeq names its product arylsulfatase G (gene ARSG). The transcript has 5 exons. Gene Ontology annotation, molecular function: arylsulfatase activity. The record is from RefSeq and is a predicted model, not a curated record. Bases 1 to 681 code for a protein of 226 amino acids. NCBI's taxonomy places the organism in Eukaryota, Metazoa, Chordata, Aves, Coraciiformes, Meropidae.
AUGGGGACCCCCUCGCUGCUGGUGCUGGCCGUGGCACUGGCGGGGCUCUCGGCUCCCUGUGCAGCUUACGGGCAGCCCAACUUCAUCGUCGUCCUGGCGGAUGAUGUGGGCUGGGGAGACCUGGGGGCCAACUGGGCAGAGACGAAGGAGACUCCGCAUCUGGACGAGCUGGCGGCCGAAGGGACGAGGUUCGUGGACUUCCAUGCGGCCGCAUCCACGUGCUCCCCAUCCCGCGCCUCCCUACUCACGGGGCGUCUCGGGGCGCGCAACGGGGUGACCCACAACUUUGCUGUCACGUCGGUCGGCGGCCUCCCCCUGAACGAGACCACCCUGGCCGAGGUCCUGCGGGAGGCUGGGUACAGCACGGGGGCUAUAGGGAAGUGGCACCUGGGACACCACGGCCACCAUCACCCCAGCUUCCGCGGCUUCGACUACUACCUUGGGAUCCCCUACAGCCACGACAUGGGCUGCACGGACACCCCCGGCUACAACCUGCCGCCCUGCCCGCCCUGCCCGCGGCACGGCCCGGCUGCCAGGCCGGCUGCCAGGAAGGACUGCUACACAGAGGUGGCCCUUCCUCUCUUUGAGAACGUCACCAUCAUCCAGCAGCCCGUCAACCUCAGCAGCCUGGCAGAGCGCUACGUGGAGGCGGCCACGCGGUUCAUCCGGGGGGCCAGGUGA